AUGACGACCGCAGCUGCGACCUCUGCGGGCGCUUACGCUUCCGGCUCCGCUGCGCGCAAUGUUCAACCCCCUUGGACCCGACCUGAUCCUCAAGGAAACGACGCAGCCCCAGAGCUGCAUGUCUACAACUCGCUGACUCGGACCAAAGUGCCCUUUGUUCCCAUGAAAGGAAAGACUGUUACGUGGUACAAUUGUGGUCCUACUGUCUACGAUGCCAGUCACAUGGGACAUGCCAGGUGAGAAUUCUCCUUUGCAAUUCAGAUAGACUCGAGGUCGGAGUGACCAACCAUACCGCACUGUGUGUUCAACAGAAAUUACGUCUCGCAAGAUAUCAUUCGUAGGCUGCUGAGGGAUUACUUUGGUUACGAUGUCAUCUUGGUUCAGAACGUCACGGACAUCGAUGAUAAGAUUAUAGUCCGAGCUCGACAAGUGCACCUUCUAUCCGAACUCCAGAAGCAGCAUGCCAGUGGCUUGACAAAGGAGCUGCUGGAAAAGGUCCAAGAAGCUUGGAGAGUGUUUUUCGAGAAGACUUUGAAGAGGUUUGCUCCUCCCCCGGCCCCUCAGGAUAAAGAGCUGGGAGGUGCGGCUUUGACAGAGGCUAUGUGGGAGGAGGUUUCAAGGCUGUACAAAGAUGAGCAGUGGAAAAGGGAGAACACAGAAAAGGAGCCGAAGCUCAGCAUGUGGUUUGCUGCUCUCGUGAGUCGGAGUCAAAACGAGGCAAGAAGUCGAGGCAUUCUUCGUUCAGACUUGAUGCCCCGCUUUUACAGGAUUCAUCGCGACAGGCUCAAGUAGCAGCAGUAAUGUCGCUCGCUGCAACUCCGACCACCGAGGAGCUGUCCAAGCAGCUCAUCGACGCCUCCGCAGACGUCCUUUCACCCUGGUUGGACGCAGCCAAGGGCGCUAGCGUUUCAGAUCACAGCAUCUUCCGGUCCUUGGCCGAGUACUGGGAAGGUCGAUUCUACGAGGACAUGACGCGCCUGCAUGUCGAGAAACCCACUCUCGUGACCAGAGUGACCGAGUACGUACCUCAAAUCGUCGACUUUGUCAAGCGAAUCGUGGAUAAUGGGUACGCUUACGCGGACUGUAGUCCGGGAGAGGGAAAGAGCAACGUCUGGUUCGAUACUAGGGCUUUCGAUGGGGCUCCUUCUAAAGCGGCGAAUGCUGCGCCAGAGGCAAAGAAACAUCAUUACGCUAAAUUGGCACCCUGGAGCAAGGGCGAUAAGGCCUUACUGGAAGAGGGCGAAGGUAAGCACGCAGAGCGCUUCACCUCGAUUGUGGGGAUCGGCUGACCCGUUCCAUCGAUAAUAUGACAAUGACCGCAUCAUGCAGGCUCGCUGUCCACGGGCGCUUCGACAGUCUCUGGCAAGAGGACGCCGUCUGACUUUGCGCUUUGGAAGAGCUCCAAACCGGGCGAGCCAGCUUGGCCUUCUCCGUGGGGCUUGGGUAGACCGGGUUGGCACAUUGAGUGCUCAGUGAUGGCUACCGAAGUGCUCGGCACCCAAAUCGACAUUCACUCGGGCGGCGUUGAUCUCAUGUUCCCGCACCACGACAACGAGCUAGCGCAGAGCGAGGUAAGUCUCUCGUCUUCGUUACAACCCGCGCCAAGGCUCAGAGGUGCGAAGUUGACCUUGUUUCACCGCUGUUGCGCCCAGGCUCACAGCGGCUGCGGUCAAUGGAUCAACUACUUUUUGCACACGGGUCACUUGCACAUCGAGGGCUUGAAAAUGUCCAAAUCUCUCAAAAAUUUCAUUUCCAUUGACGAAGCUUUGGAAAAGUACACUCCCAGAAGGCUCAGGCUUGCUUUCUUGCUGCAACUUUGGAGCUCAAAAAUGGACUUUAGGGAAAGUGCCAUGGCAGAAGUGAAGAAUGCGGAGACCACUUUCAACGUGAGCUACAUUUCCCGUGACUACAAGGUGUCAAGACCAUCUUCAUUGACCUCGAUCGCUCUGUCCUGCGCUACAGAACUUCUUUGCGACUGUCAGGUCUCAUCUUCGUGAAGCCCGGUCCCGGGGUCUAGCGUACUCGGACGGUACAGCCCACUUCUCCCAAGCAGAAGCAGACCUUCUCACCUCGCUCGUUGCGGCGCAACAAAACUUUAGAAGAGCCAUGUGCGACUCGUUUGACACUCCGAGCGGUAUCAACAUCUUGUUGGAGCUUGUUUCCAAGGCCAAUGUGUACGAAAGAAGUGCAAAGCCGCAUGAUUUCAACGUCGAAAUCUUGGAGAGCGUCGCGCGAUGGGUCAGCGAUGUGCUGCUCGUGUUUGGUCUGGGUGAAGGCCCGAGGAGAGAGGGACAAAUCGGCUGGGGAGACUCUCCCGAACCGGGAGCUGCCAAUGGGCUCGACUCGAGCGAGGACGUGAGUUGUCUGUGACGCAUUCAUUUUGGCUGCCAACAGUGCACAUACUGACAGGCUUCCACUCCUGCUCUCGACAGCGCGAGGAGAUACUCAUGCCAUAUCUCAAAGCUCUGUCCAGCUUCAGAGACUCGAUCCGGAAGCUUGCGCGAGAAGACGCUCCAAGCGCCGAGCUGCUCAAGUUGGCGGAUCAGCUUCGUGAUGUAGACAUGGUAGAUCUGGGCGUGGCGAUGGAAGAUACAGAGUCUGGUCAAGCUAUGUUGAAACUCGUGCCUGCUGCGCAAUUGCAAGCUGCCAGAGCGGAGAAGGAACAAGCGGCCAAGGAUAAAGUGGCUCGAAAGGCAGAAGCUGCGGAAAAAGCAAAGGCUGCUAGGAUCGAAAAGCUGCAAAAGGGAAGCGUAGCUCCGGAAUUGCUCUUCAGACGAUCUUCUGGUGCUCCUGUUGAAGAGUCGGAGUACGCGCAAUUCGACGACAAGGGUAUUCCUACUCAUGACAAGGAAGGCAAGGAACUUGCCAAGAAGCGCAGAAAGAAUUUGGAAAAGGAACACGAAAAGCAGAUCAAGCUGCACGAAGAGUAUCUUGCAGCAAAGCAAGCGGGCGAAAUUUGA
This is a messenger RNA of Ceraceosorus bombacis, 2960 nucleotides long. Lineage: Eukaryota; Fungi; Basidiomycota; Exobasidiomycetes; Ceraceosorales; Ceraceosoraceae. The record is from the annotation of a GenBank genome assembly.